UGAAAGGAUCCUGGACGGCAAGUGUUCUUCAUUGUUCUAUCCAACAGUUGUGUUAAUUAAAGAUAUCCUUUGAUACUUUACUUCCUUGAGCUAGCAUUUGUCAAGGGAAAUGCCCAGAGAAUGACAUCUGAAGCAUGAAACAUUCUUUUCAGUUCCGCUUUAAAACAGGUUUCUUGUAUACACUGUACCUAGCACCUCCCAAAUUCCAUGGGAGAGAAUAAAAGCGUUCCAGCAGAUACCUGAAGUGCUUUUUCACCCCCCACUAUUCAAGAUGCAGACAUGCCAUCUGCUGUGCAGCCUCCUUUAUGCUGUACUAAUGCUGAGCAGCAUCCCAGUUUGCGUGGAUGGGAGUGACUCUGCCCAGUGCGUCUGUGGGGCCCAAGCUCCGGGGGACGUUGUCAUAGGUAUUAUGUUGCCGUGUCAUCAUAAAGUCAAGGCUCUUCACGAACGCUUGAGACCUGAAAGCUUCCAAUGCUCAGAUUUUGAUCUAGAGUCAUUUAUGAUGUCCUUGGCUGCAGUCCACGAAAUUGAGGAGAUGAAUGCAGCCAGCUUCCUCCCGGGAGUGCGUCUUGGAUAUUUGAUGUGUGACACAUGCUCAUAUGCAAGCAAAGCUCUGCAGAAUGUGGGUUCCAUGCUUGCAGUAAACAGUUCUCUGAACUUGGAGUGUGACUACACCAACUUCAAGCCCAGGGUCAAAGUUAUUUUAGGAGCAUUGUACUCUGAGGUGUCAAUUGCUGUGGCCAGACUGCUGAAUGUGUACAUGGUGCCCCUACUGAGCAGCACAUCAUCUUCACCAGAACUGAGUGAUAAGCUGCGCUACCCAGUUUUUUUGCGCACUAUUCCCAGUGAUAUCCAUCAGACUAAAGCAGUGGCCAAACUUAUGAAUCACUAUGGCUGGACCUGGGUCGGUGUUGUGUAUGGGGAUGAUGACUAUGGCAGAGCAGCUUUCCAGAGCUUCCUCAGGGAUGCUGACGCAAAUAGUGUGUGCUUGGCUUACCAGGAGGUGUUUCCUUAUCACCUUGAUGAUUCACUCUACAUGCAUCGUGUCCAGCAGAUUGCCCAGCAGAUCCGCUCCUCCAGUGCUCAGGUGGUACUGCUGAUCCUCAAGGCAGAGCUGGUGAAGGACCUCUUUCAUGAAAUGAUCAGGACCAACACAUCAAGGAUAUGGAUUGCAAGUGAUGCCUGGUCCAGGACCUCUUCCCUUGCUCAAAUGGAUGAUAUUAACCUGGUUGGAGACAUCUUAGGUUUUACCUUUAUUUCAGGCAAGAGUGAAUCUUUUGAUACUUAUCUCCAGAAUCUUACAGCAACACCAGGAGGAUAUAAUCACUUCAUUGAAGAAUACAAGAACCUGAGAUUCAAUUGCACCCCAGAAUGUUCUUCAGAUAAGUCUCCAUCCUAUUGUCCCACACCUGACCUACUGAAAAUUAAAUCUGCCAAUGCAUGCAAUUUCAAAGAUCCCCAAGCACAAAAUGAUGAUUAUCUUGUAAAGGUUCUGGAUACAAGUGAAGUUUUUCCUAUCAGAGUUGCAAUGUGGGCAGUAGCAAAUGCUCUCAAAAAUCUGCUAAAAUGCAACAGUUCUUUAUGCUUGGGAGAAACUGACUUCCCACCAUGGAAGCUUCUUGAAGAACUAAAGAAGGUUGAGUUCAACCUUGGGAACGAGAAGUUCUCCUUUGAUGUAAAUGGUGAUUUUGUAAAUGGCUAUGAUAUGAUCAUGUGGGAAAGGGUUGGAAACCACAGAAGAUUUCAAAGGAUUGGGAAAUACCAUGUUCUUGAUAAACAAAUAGAACUUGAUGAGGGAAAUUUCACCUGGCUUUCAACAGGCAAUUUCACGAUCCCUCAGUCUAGAUGCUCAGAACGUUGCACCCCUGGCUCAGUAAAGAAGAUUUCAAACAUAUCCUGCUGUUACAACUGCACCCUAUGUCCAGAGGGGACAUAUUCAGACACCUGGGAUAUUAAUGACUGCAAAAAGUGUCCCAAUGGAACUUGGUCUCUCAAGGGCUGGACUCAGUGUAAGCCUAGGUGGGAGUCCUACCUACAAUGGAGUGAUCCUCAUCCCAUCACCAUGAUGGCAGCAGCAACCUUUGGCAUCCUGCUCUUAUUGGUUAUCUUCAUUAUCUUUAUGGUGCACAGAAAUUCCCCACCUAUGAAAAGAGCUGAGGUGAGAUUGUCCUGUGUGAUGAUGGCUGGUCUUGCAGUGAGUUUUACAAGUGUAAUAUGCUUCAUAGGCAAGCCCAGUGUACACCUCUGUCGGGCUCGCCAGCUAAUGUAUGCAAUGGGCUUCACCUUGUGUGUUUCCUGCAUUUUAAUCAAGGCUUUUCGCACCUUCCUUGCUUUCCUUCCCUUUGGUCAGAUAACAAACAGGGGACUACACAAACUUUAUAAGCCCCCUAUACUUAUCACUAUCCAAACUGCUCUGCAGGGGAUCAUCUGUCUUCUCUGGCUGAUCUUUGAUUCUCCUGAUAUUGAUGACACACCUCCAUCCCCACAAAGCAUGAAGAAAAUAAUCCAAUGUAGUGAAGGUAGCACAUACAUAGGUUUUAGCAUUAUGUUGAGCUACAUAGCUCUGCUAGCACUGGUUGGCUUCCUCUUGGCCUUUAAAAGCAGGAAGGUUCCUCAGGAGUUCAGUGAAACAGGCUAUAUCAUUUUCAGCAUGCUGAUGUACUUGUUUGUAUGGGUGUGUUUUAUUCCAGUCUAUAUCACCAACCAUGAAAAAGGCACUGCUGUGCAGGCUUCAGCCAUUCUAGUAUCCAGCUAUGGAAUCAUCUUCUGCCAUUUCUUACCCAAGUGCUAUGAAGCACUUUGGGGAUCCAAAACUGAUACACUGGAGAGGAUUCUGAGGAGGUGGAGAGUCAUCUCUAGUCCAACUUCAGAAGCAGAUGUAGAUAUAGAUAUCCCUGGAAUGGAUACAUCCUUACAAAAUGGCAGGCUUUCCAUAUCAAGUACAUCAACUAUAUUGAGGAGCUCAGGGAUAGUGAAUGAGGUCAACACAACUGAUUCAGAGAUGGUCAUAACCCCUGUAUCUUCUGAAAGCAUUAAUACUCUGUUCAGCAGGGCAAAAACAAAAGUGAUAAGGAGACGUAGAAGUAUAUCCGUUUGAAACUUGUUCAGAAUUUGAUGUACUGUACAUCAAUGUCACUGUAGCUUUUUUCCCCUUUUAAACCAAUCAUCUGUAAGCUCUUGUGAGUCGGAGUUAAAAUGUGUUUUCUAUUGAAAACAGUGUUAUUUAUCAACACAGAAAAAACAUGACUCAUCUUGACUCGUCUUGUAUACAAUUGUAAGUGAUAUUAAAAUGAAAAUGCCUUUGUGAA
Messenger RNA from Scatophagus argus, 3308 nucleotides. RefSeq names its product G-protein coupled receptor family C group 6 member A. Gene Ontology annotation, molecular function: G protein-coupled receptor activity. Lineage: Eukaryota; Metazoa; Chordata; Actinopteri; Scatophagidae. Bases 272 to 3097 code for a protein of 941 amino acids. Gene Ontology annotation, cellular component: membrane. Gene Ontology annotation, biological process: G protein-coupled receptor signaling pathway. The record is from RefSeq and is a predicted model, not a curated record. The transcript has 6 exons.